Messenger RNA from Bursaphelenchus okinawaensis, 5613 nucleotides. Lineage: Eukaryota; Metazoa; Nematoda; Chromadorea; Rhabditida; Aphelenchoididae. The record is from the annotation of a GenBank genome assembly.
AUGGUCUUGAGUACGUUGAGAAUGGCGGUUAGAUGUAAAGGGUUUCUACAGGCGGCUCAAAUGGCCAGGUCUAAGGUAAAGUUUGCUUCUUUUUCGUCGAUAACAAUUGAACAUCUUUUUAUUCAGUUUCCUAUCAAAGUAUAAUAAGAUUUUUAGCUUUAUUUUUAUCAUUAGUGGCUUUUUAAUAUAAAUUAAAUUAUUUUUAUUGAAAAUAAAGUUUAGCUACCAACAAAUGGCCAAAUCUACAGAUUUAUGCAUUCUGGUCCAGCUCCAGGAGUUCCGAUAACUGUAAGUAAUUUUCUUAAUAGUCUUUUGCUUUUAGAUACGUGAAAUGCAGCUGAUUAUGUAAACGUUUAAUUAAUGAUUUUUUUCGGUGUAAGAUAUUGAUGGUAAAACACUAAUGAUAUGACAUUUAUUGUUUAGGGAGUAGAAGCACGUGCUCCGACAGGAAGAGAAAUUACUAAAAGAUUGUUGGCUUUUGUCUGGCCAAAGAAUAAUUGGUCAAUAAGGCGGAGAGUUGUCAUUGCAAUGGCAUUUCUGAUUACUGCCAAAACUUUUAAUGCGUUUGUGCCGUUUCUGUUGAGAGAUGUUGUUAACUAUUAUAACGAUAAAGCGCCCGAACUACUGAAGCUGAAUUUAGACACCGGUGCUCAGACGAUAAUCACAACCGGAGUAGCGUUAAUCAUAGCUUGUAAGUUAGAGUUGAUAAGGUAGUUUAGGUAAUAUUGGUUCUUAAAGAAGUUAUAUUAGCUUUAUUUUUGAUAAAAUAGAAAAAGCUAUCGUUGUUUACCUUGUCAUCUCUAAAAUAUUUAAUUUUAGAUGGAGUAGCACGAGCAGGGAGUUCAUUAUUCAACGAACUUCGAAAUGCUGUCUUUGCCAAAGUAGCUCAACAUUCAGUGAGGAACAUUGCAAAGCAGAUAUUCACUCAUCUUCAUGGGUUAGACUUGUCUUUUCAUCUAGGACGUCAAACUGGUGCUCUAAGUAAAGCCAUUGAUAGAGGAACGAGAGGAAUGAGUUUUGUUAUGAGUGCUUUGGUUUUCAAUAUUGUACCUACGAUAUUCGAAGUGUCUUUGGUAUCUGGAAUCUUUGUAAGUUUUCUAACUAUACUUUAAGUUGUUGAUUGUUAGAUUUAUAAGCUUAUGAGUGACGGUUUUAAAGGCGUUUUGAUACUUAAAUUUUGAGUUAGCACAUAAAUAUACUGUACUACUCAAUACUAUAUACAUAUCUUCAAUUAUUGUUCUUUGUUAUCUAAAUCUUAAACUUGAUAUUUCAUACUUGAAGUUUUACAUUUUCAGUACAUAAAAUGUGGUACGGACUUUACAAUGGUAACUGCAGCUACAGUAGCCACAUACGCCGCUGCUACGAUAGGUGUGACGUUAUGGAGGACCAAGUUCAGGCAUAGGAUGAAUCAAGCUGAUAAUGAUGCGUCGAGUCGCGCAGUAGAUUCACUUAUUAAUUAUGAGACUGUUAAGGUAAGUCAUUUUGGUUUUAUUCAUCCUAUAAUAUACGUAAAGCUUUUGAUGUUACAGUAGGUUAUCUUAGGGUGUUAGUUCAUAGUUAAAAGUACAGUAUACGUUUUUUAGCCUUAGUAUGUCUAUAUUUCACACUAUUUUGAAAAAUACUAUUGUUUUAUUACGUUAUUUAAUAUAUAAAUAAUAAUAUGACAAUAUUUUUCAGUAUUUCACAAACGAAAAUUUUGAAGUAGCCAGGUACGAUCAUUACCUCCGCAAGUAUGAAGCAGCAUCGCUGAAGACAUCUUCAAGUUUGGCAUUACUCAAUUUUGUUCAAAAUGCCAUCUUUUCGACCGGUAUGAUUGCCGUUAUGGCAUUGGCCGCUCGAAAUGUGGCCAAUGGGUCAAUGACAGUCGGUGACAUAGUUAUGGUGAACACAUUACUCAUGCAGUUGUCUAUGCCAUUGAACUUCUUGGGUUCUGUGUAUCGAGAAGUACGUCAAGGUCUUCAGGAUAUGCAGACCAUGUUCUCCUUGCUGGAGUUGAAGAGUAAGAUUAUCGAGAAGCCAGAUGCCGAACAGUUGAUCACAGCUCCAGGAAAUGCUACAGUCAAGUUUGAGGAUGUUGUGUUUGGGUAGGUCAAUUAUCAGACAAUUUUUAAUUUUGUUAAAGCGGUUUGUUACAGUAAUUUGAAUGAUUAUUUUACAAUUUUAUUUACAAGGAAAGGUCCCCACCGCGCAUUGGACUGGUGAAAAACUGGUACAUACAAGUUGUAGAGCAUGGUCAAAUUAGUCAAAAACCGAAAAAAAAUUUACCCCUUGUGGGGGUUUUUUAAAAAAUUUCAUUACGUCGAAGUUUAAAAUAUUAAUUCCGUUCGCGCUAGACUUGGAAAAGAAGAGGAGUGUGCCGUGCUGCCAUAGCGCAGUGGUUGCGCUCUCGGCUAACGCUCAAAGCACGUCGGUUCGGGUCGCGCCGAGGGCACACCCUUUUGUGCCUGGAUUAAAAUUUUUAAAAAUAAAAAAAUUAUUUUUUGGUCAAAUUUUGUUUUGUUUACGUCAAAGAAUCAAUUUCUCUAUUUAUUAAGCUUAUUUUUAAUAUAAUUUAAAUUAUAUUAUUAUACUUACAAUUCUAUUUAUUUAGCAUAAUUACCUAAAAGCACAAUCAAAUAGCUCUGAACUUCUCAAAGGUCAUUUUAUCAGCAAGUAAACUCUUAUAAGUCUCCAGAUUCUCUUGAUUUCGCAGUUCAACAUAACGAUACAAUAGACCGGAUGUUCCUUUAACAAUCGAUUCGUCGUUCGAAUUUCGUUUCCAUCUGUUUAUACGUUUUCUUCCGGCCAUUAUUCAAUUCCUAAAACCACAUACUUAUCCACCAGCUCGUAAGGCACGUUGAGAUCACCUCAGAACAGAACUUCUCCAUUAUUACAAACAAAAAUAAAAUAAAAGUACUAUUUAAAGAAUAAUAGAACGAACAAAUUGUAAAAAAAACAAAAUUAGACCAAAAAAUAAUUUUUUUAUUUUAAAAAUUUUAAUCCAAGCACAAAAGAGUGUGCCCCCGACGCGACCCGAACCAACAGGCUUUGAGCGUUAGUCGAGAGCGCAACCACUGCGCUAUUGCAUCACGGAACUCUUUCCUCUUCUUUUCCGAGUCUAACGCGAGCGCAAUUAAGGUUUUUAAACUUCGACGUAAUGAAAUUUUUUAAAAAACCCUCACAAGGGGUAAAUUUUUUAUCGGUUUUUGACUAAUUUGACCAUGCUCUACAACUUGUAUGUACCAGUUUUUCACCAGUCCAAUGCGCGGUGGGGACCUUUCCUUGUUAAUAUAAAUUAAGUUAUAUUAUUGUAGGUACCUGCCAAACGCGCCAAUUCUAAACGGGCUGAAUUUUGAAAUUCCGACCGGUAAGAAAGCAGCUAUUGUUGGAGGAUCGGGUUCGGGAAAGAGUACUGUAGUGAGGUUACUGUACCGAUUGUAUGACACAGAAGAAGGAAAGAUCAAGAUAAACGAUGAAGACAUACGAGACUUUACUUUGGACAGUUUGAGGAAGUCUAUCUCUGUGGUACCUCAAGAUGCCGUACUGUUUCAUGACACCUUAUACUACAAUUUGUUGUACGGUAACACGGCGGCUACGAAGGAGCAGGUAGGGAAAAUUAGUGAUAACUUGUGCUGCAAUAUAUUUUAUUUUAAAUUGGUUUAGCACUUUGUUAUUUCACAUUAGGUUAGGUUAAAUCUAAACCAUCAGAGCACAAAUUAACAAAUGACCAUGGUUUAGGUGUACGACGUAGCCAAAAUGGCAGACCUCCACGAUGCCAUUCUGAAGAUGCCUCACGGCUACGACACGAUGGUAGGCGAACGAGGUCUGAAGAUUUCUGGAGGCGAGAAACAACGUGUCGCUAUUGCUCGUGCUAUCCUCAAGGAUGCCAACAUUAUCAUAUACGAUGAAGCCACUUCUGCCCUGGAUGCCCUCACCGAAGAACAUAUCAUGAACUCGUUGAAGAAGGCAGUUCAUGGCAAGACCUCUCUAUAUAUCGCACACAGAUUGGCCACCAUCGUCGACGCUGAUAUUAUCUAUGUCUUGGAGAACGGAAUGGUGAAGGAAUGUGGAUCACACUCGGACCUGUUGUCUCAGCCAAAUGGAAAGUACUCGGAACUGUGGAGAAGUCAACACCGCUUUGGAUGGGAAGCUGAGAGGAUGAGGAAGAUGGCACAGCAACGUGCCGAAGAGUCCGACUUUCUGAAUCAGCUGGAGAUGGACAAGUGUUGUGGACAAAGUAAUUGCAAUCGUUAGACUAAUACUGCCGACUGUCAGUCGAGCGUCCCUUAACACUCACUGACACUCCUUUUUCUGUCUAACUCUCUGAGUUUAUAGUGCCAUUGGUGCAGUCGGGGUGGUACUGUAUGACAUUGUUCUACAGUAGAACGUUUUUGAACUGAGUUUUGGUACUGACACUUGUUCUUAUGGUACCUUUUGGUACAGAAUUUUGUUUCAUACUGUCAAACGCCUCUGACGCGUUGAUUACAUUGUCGCACAGUACCCCAGUCCUACUGUAUUAUUUUUUGUAUUGCGGUGAUUCUUUUAACUGUCAUUUUAUUGCCUUGACUGAUUGGUUGUACCGGUUUUUUGCACUUUACAUAUGUUGUUAAUACUUGUAUGUUUCAAAUUGUUAUCGCUUAUUAUAGACCACGAUCAUCAUUAGAUGGACAUGGACGUCUCUCUCUCCUCCCUCUCUGGACUAGGAAUAAAUAUAUACAUAUAUUUCUAUUUGUUAUGGCAUUGUUGUAAUAAAAGUAAAACCUCAUAUCGGAUUUGGGUGAGAUGUCGUUUUAACGAUGAUAUACAUGUUACAGUAGUAUUAUAAUAGUUACUGUAUGUGAAGGUGGGUGCGAAGUAGGUGAUGUUUCUUGAUAUGAUUUACUGAGUUUUAGUCAAAAAUGGCUGCCUGUUUCAACCUGAAUUUGGAUUCUCUUCACGAAAUCGACUGGGAAACAAAGCGGAAUCACAUUGCUUCUGUAGCCUCGGGCUUCUUAGUAUGUUAUUAUUAUACUUUUUGUUAUGUUAAUUUAGUGUUGAAAAGGCUGUAAAUGGAAUGUGAUUAGUAGUGAUUCUCAUUGUUUAAUCAAUGUAAAUUUACAGUUCUUCCUUGGAAUCUGGAUCUACAUUGACACUGCCGUCGUAUACGACAAGAAGGACUGGAACAAUGCUUACAUUAUGGUAACCAUAGCUAGUGCCUUGGGUAUGUUCAUGGUCAAUGCUGUCUCGAAUCGCACCGUGCAAGGAAUUAGCUACGACGAGGGAAUCCUGGGAACUCGAGGUUGGUUUUAAAUAUAGUAUAAUAUAACGUUCCCGUUUUAUAAGUUUCAAAUAGCUUCAUUAUAAUAAGAAAUUUAUCAUAGCUAACCUGAUUAUCAAAAAAUUGAGAAGAUGAGGCGUUUGUGUUAACAUGUUCAUUAACAAAAUGUUUUAGGAGCUCGUCUCUGGCUGAUGAUCGCAUUUGUCCUCUCCUUCGCCUCUCUGGUAGCCGGCUUGUGGUUGAUGUUCUCUGAUUAUGUUCUCCAGACCGGCGAUCACACCAACUGGCCGGGAAUCGCCCUCUUCUUGAACAACUUCCUCAUCUUCUGCGCUUCCUUGGUCUACAAAUUCGGCCGAUUGGAGGAGUUGUGGCAGUAA